Anas platyrhynchos (mallard) is the source of this 2520-nucleotide messenger RNA. It is a transcript of the gene PNRC2, whose product is annotated as proline rich nuclear receptor coactivator 2. The record is from RefSeq and is a predicted model, not a curated record. NCBI's taxonomy places the organism in Eukaryota, Metazoa, Chordata, Aves, Anseriformes, Anatidae.
GCCGCCAUUUUGUGUGGCAGAGCGAGCAGCGGCCGGGCCGGCGGAGCGGCGCUGCUGGGGGGGGCGGGACGGGACGGGACGGGACCGGGACGUGGCGGCGGGCGAGCGGAGGAGGCGGUUCCGAGAGGCCCGCGGUGUGCGCGGACGAGGCGGACAGAAGUCGUUGGACUUCUUCCCUUGGAGCUUCAGUGCCGAGAAUCCGAUGUUGGGCUCGGCUCCCUGGCUGAAUACAGCAGAUCAUCCCAUGAAAACUUCUAUUCCUAGCCAAAGGAAGGAGUCCAGUGAAAGGCACCACCUACUUUUUCAGGCUUGGAAGCAAGAAAGGGGGCAAGAGUUGGACGGUGUGGAAUCUGAGAAAGCCACUGAAAGGUGACAUUUAAGUUGAAGAUGGGUGGUGGAGAGAGAUUCAGCAUUCCAGCUCCCCAGUCCAGAAAUAUUACCAAGAACCAUCAACAACUUAAAAACAGGCAGAAGAGUAAAGACCAGAAUUCGCAAAUGAAGAUGAACCACAUGAAGAAAGAAAGAGGACAUGGAUGCAAUUCAUCAUCUGGUGCAUGGCAGGCCAUGCAGAAAGGGGGAAAGAACAAUGCUCAUUUCCCCAAAAAUCAAAAUCGGAGUCCUAAUUUAUCAAAUCGUAACCUGUUUUUCACUCCUCAGACCAAUCAGAACUAUGCUGGAGCAAAGUUUAGUGAGCCACCCUCACCAAGUGUUCUUCCCAAGCCACCAAGUCACUGGGUACCUGUUUCUUUUAAACCUUCUGAUAAAGAAAUGAUGACAUUUCAGCUUAAAACAUUACUUAAAGUCCAGGCUUGAGAUGGAAAUCUUCAUAUUUUAAAGUUAUUUAAAGUUAUUUAAAUUUACAGGGUUUCACAUUUGAGAAUAGUUAUUUGUAAAUGUAGAGGCACAGGUAAGCAGAAUUAGAUGUUCUUGUUACAUAUAGUUAGUUGCAACGGAAGGGACUGGGUAGGGAAGUUUACAUUAUUCUAGUGUUUUACCUCAAAAGUUAAGUGCUCUGCAAUAGGCAUUUUCCCUAGAAUCACUUUAACCAAAUCCUGAGCUGUCACAUUUAUUACAUUUACUGUAAAUGGGACUGUCUCCCAAAAUUGGAAUUAUGACUCCUUUUUGUUUAGGGCAUUAGAAAACCAGCUUGUACCUAACUUAAUGCAGCAUUAACUGAAAAAAAAAAAUGCACUGAAAGCUUUAGUCAGGUAUUUUGCCAUUCAGACUUGUGUCAAAUUUGCUAGUUAAAACUGCAGAGCAGAAUUUCCUAGCAGAGGGGAGUGAAAAUAACUACUAGUACUGGUGAUUAUUGUUCUUUCAGUAAUACCUGUGAGCUUUAUUUGGCACUCAAGCCUGUGACUGAAAUUUAGAUCUAGGAAUCUCAAGCAUGUUCUCAAAAAGAUGGAAGAACACAAGUAGCAGAUGUGUAUUUCAGUCUCUCUCCAGCUGUAGCUGUACUUCAUUGGAAUCUCGAGUCAGACUGUGCCAAUUAGGAACAUACUUUGCUUUGCCAGAUGACUGCCAAAAAAGUCCAAAAAAAAUUGUUCAUACUGAUUGCACUGCUAAGUUCUAAAAUAUGUUUUUGUAUCAUUUUCUAAUUGUGAAAAAGCUGGAGCAAUUCUUAAGUGAGUCUUCAAUGGGUUGUCCUUAACAAUUGCUUUCAGUUGCCGUAUCUUGUGGCAGGUAUAAGAUGUUCUCAUAGGGAAAAAAGAGCCAUGUAAAUAAAUGUAAAACGUUGUAGCAUAUGUAAAUUUAUGCUGGGCUUUCCUGCACAGAAGUAUUUUUAGUAUAAAACCACUGAAUGUAAGAUGACCAUGCUGAGUACAUGGCCUGAUUUAAAAAAAAAAUAUUUUGUUAAAAAGAAAUACAAACUGUAAAAGGACAUUUCUUCACUUGAUACACAGUGAAUGCAUACAUUUUAUUUUGUUGUGAGCUCAUUUUUAAAGUAACUCAGUGCUAAAGAGGCUUAUUUUUAGUUUUGUAGUAAAAUUAAAAAAGCUCACUUUUCAGAUACUGAUUUUUGAAUGCAUAGGAGAAGUACUGUUAAAACGUUAAAAAAAAUGUUUAAAAUGUUAAGGUACUGUUAAAAUGUUAAUUUCUAAAGUUAAUGCUACAACAUUUUGUAAUAGUAAUUACUAAAACUUGUGAAAUUUGAAUGUCAACAUGCAGAUUUCAGUGCUGUCACAAUUCAGUUGAUCUUGUAAUAGAAAUAAACUGAACUGUGCUAGUCUGAGGUUCUGCAACAAUCCAGAAAGUGGUUUAGUUUGAAAGGGAGCUCUGCAGAUCGUGAAAUGUUACUGAAGAUGUUUUCCUAUGCAUUCAAAAUGUAUUGGCAGCUGGUUGAAUGUUUACAAAUCUAUUCUUUCAUUGGCAGUCUUUAAACUUUGUGACCUGGACCUUCACCAGUGUAAGAGCUGUAUCCCAGUUAGAUUGUGUAUGCUCUAUUUCAAAUUGUCAAUUACUGUGUAUGUACAAAUUGGUAACAAAAAAUUAAAAAAAUAAAUUCUUCUUCCCCCACCC